AUGUGGAGCCUAGACGCUUUGCUAAACCCGACUCAAUCCGCUCUAACCUCGCUUGUCGCCGCAUUACCGACUUGGGCCACGCUACAGACGCAGAUGUCGUUCAACACACUUGCAAUUUUACCAUGCUAUUCUGCUUUCUGCGGUCUUUGGCUUUAUCCUGAUUUUUCAGCGUGCGACGAAGCGACGAUGGUCCGAUGUCGCUAUGCGUUCCGCCCGUCUCUAGUGUUUCGUGUGUCUCCAUGGAACCGCGGAAAUGUCCGUUGCGAAAGCACGCAAUAUCCGAUUGCAUGCAGUAUCCUCAAAUACCAAAAUCCACAACAAACGCGGAACUACCCAACCGCCCGAUCCGCUAGCAAUGCAAUAACACAGCCCCCCUCCCCCCGUCGUCAGAAGCGACCAGGACGGAUGCACAUCUUUUUUGGUUGA
This is a messenger RNA of Alternaria burnsii, 426 nucleotides long. RefSeq lists its product as uncharacterized. The coding region runs from base 1 to 426 and encodes 141 amino acids. The record is from RefSeq and is a predicted model, not a curated record. The transcript has a single exon. NCBI's taxonomy places the organism in Eukaryota, Fungi, Ascomycota, Dothideomycetes, Pleosporales, Pleosporaceae.